Molecule: messenger RNA, 6190 nt
Organism: Thalassophryne amazonica
Lineage: Eukaryota; Metazoa; Chordata; Actinopteri; Batrachoidiformes; Batrachoididae
Gene: rasa1a
Product: RAS p21 protein activator (GTPase activating protein) 1a
Exons: 26
Coding region: 626-3820 (1064 amino acids)
Biological process (GO): regulation of GTPase activity
Molecular function (GO): protein binding
Source: RefSeq, a predicted model, not a curated record
UAUGAGCGGGGAGCAGGGAGGGAGGGGGAGCGAACAGCGCAGCAGUGGGCGAACCACAAGCCCCGAAACCCAGAAUAAAAGGACUAAUUUAGCUUCUACAAGCGAGCCGAAGUACUCUGGUUUAAUGGCACACUGAUUUUCUCAGUUCGGUUUAUCGUUUCGGUGAUUCAGAUGACAACGCUGGCUCAUCUGCAGACUUUACCCGUAGCGCUGGAAAGUGAGAGGCAAAGAAAGCAACACGGGGAUUACACACAGCAGUGACAAUAAAACAACACUCCUCGACAAGUGGACUCCUGCAGCCGAAAACAGUGGGGAACUUCGUUUGUACUGUUUUUAACGCUGGCGUCCAAAUACUAUUUGUGCGUGAACUUUAAACUCAGGAAACAAUGAGGACAUAGUGAGCAAAAACUCAAGUGUCUCGGAGCUGCUAGCCGUCCCGCUAACGUUAGCUAGCCUAGGCUAAGUUAGCUCGUCGGCUAGCGUUAGCUGGUUAGCUAAAGGCGUUUUUCAGAAACUUUUUUUGGUGUUGUUUCCCCGGAGCCCAAACGCUGAAGGAGAAUUGUGAGACCAGAGGGGAAAGGCAGGUUCCCUUCUGGACCGUUUGCCCUCUCCGUGUCGGGCUCCUAUGAUGGCCGCGGAGGUCAGUAGUGAGGAUACGGGAACGGUCACCGCAGGGACGGGGGCGGCGAGCGGAGGAGGCCCGGAGACGGCCCCUUUCUCCUACUAUGCCAAGCCGACCAGAGUGCGAGGGAGUGAUUUGGGACAGGCACCGGCACUGAACCUCCGCCGGAAUUCAAACACCUCGCCGGACUCUCCCUCCGACAUGAGCAUGGUUUAUAACAUGUCAGGGGGCGAUCUCGCCGGAGCAGACUUGUCCGCACCAGGGAGUGGCGGAGGUGGACAUUCAGGUUUCCAGGGAGCGAGCUCUGGGACCGCAGGCAGCAUGUGCUGUUCUCCCACGUCGGAGAGUUCGGGCAGCCGGGUUUCACCCACAUCAACAGGUCCGGAUGGGCCCGCUGUCUUCCCCCCUCUGCCGCCACCUCCUCUUCCCCUUGUUGGCUGCGCGGGGCUCGGAGGUGCCGCGGAUGAAAGCGACAUGCAAGAUGGACCGGAAUGUGAGGAAGAGGAGGUGGCGUUCCCUCUCUCUGCACCUCCCACUAACCAGUGGUACCAUGGAAAACUAGACCGAACUAUUGCUGAAGAGCGGCUGCGCCAGGCCCGGACACCUGGCAGCUACCUCAUCAGGGAGAGCGACCGCCGGCCCGGUUCCUUUGUCCUGUCCUUCCUCAGCAUGACCAAUGUGGUCAACCACUUCAGGAUAAUCGCCAUGUGUGGGGACUAUUACAUUGGUGGGCGGCGGUUCUCUUCACUGUCAGACCUGAUUGGUUACUACAGCUAUGUGUCUUGCUUGCUAAAAGGAGAAAAAUUACUGUCACCAGUUGCUCCACCAGAGCCUGUAGAGGACAGGAGGAGAGUUAGGGCCAUACUACCGUACACCAAAGUGCCAGAAACCGAUGAGAUCAGCUUCCUGAAAGGGGACAUGUUUAUUGUUCACAAUGAACUGGAUGAUGGCUGGAUGUGGGUCACCAACGUUCGCACAGAAGAGCAGGGCCUCAUUGUGGAGGAUUUGGUGGAGGAGGUGGGGAGGGAGGAGGAUCCACACGAGGGCAAAGUCUGGUAUCAUGGAAAAAUUACUAAGAAAGAGGCCUACAAUCUGCUGAUGACAGUUGGACAGGUGUGUAGUUUUCUGGUCCGACCUUCAGACAACACACCUGGGGACUACUCCCUAUUUUUUCGCACCGAUGAAAACAUCCAAAGGUUUAAGAUCUCCCCGAACCACAACAAUCAGUACAUGAUGGGAGGGAGAUACUACAACAGUGUUGACGAUAUUAUUGACCAUUACAAGAAAGAGCAGAUCGUUGAAGGCUACAAUCUGAAAGAAGCAGUUUCAGUACAGCAACAGGAACAAGUCCUUUCUGACACAGUGGAUGGGAGAGAAAUUUAUAACACUAUCAGACGGAAAACAAAAGAUGCAUUCUACAAAAACAUUGUCAAGAAAGGCUACCUUCUGCUUAACAAAGGUAAAGGCAAAAGAUGGAAGAACCUUUACUUUAUCCUAGAAGGUAAUGAUGCUCAACUGAUCUACUUUGAGAGUGAAAAGAGAGCCACCAAACCCAAAGGACUGAUCGACUUGAGUGUGUGCUCCGUGUACACUGUGCAUGAGAGUCUUUUUGGCAGGCCAAACUGUUUCCAGAUUGUUGUCCAGCACUUUAGUGAGGAACAGUACAUAUUCUACUUUGCGGGGGAGGCUCCAGAACAGGCACAGGACUGGAUGAAAUGCCUUCAGAAUUUCUGUAGUAACUUAAAGAAAACCACUCAGCCCACAUCAAACAAGAGGCUCAGACAGGUGAGCAGUCUCGUGCUGUAUGUGGAGGAGGCCCACAAGCUGCCGGUGAAGUUUUUCACCAACCCCUACUGUAACAUUUAUCUGAACAGUGUCCAGGUGGCUAAGACUCAUCCAAGGGAGGGACAGAAUCCUGUUUUCACAGAGGAGUUUAUCUUUGAUGACUUGUCAAAUGAAAUUAAUAGGUUUGAAAUCAGCCUGAGCAACAAAACAAAAAAGAGCAAAGAAAGUGACAUCUUAUUCAUGCGCUGUCAACUUAACCGUCUUCAGAAAGGCCAGAUGAUUGAUGAGUGGUUCCCUCUCAGUUCCCACGUACCACUAAAAGGCAUAGAGCCGGGGUCACUGCGUGUGCGCGCUCGCUACUCCAUGGAGAAAAUCAUGCCUGAGGAUGAGUACAACGAGUUCAAAGAGAUGAUCUUACAGAAAGAGUUCCAUGUGAUCUACGCUUUGGCACAUGUGUGUGGUCAAGACCGCACCCUACUGGCAAGUCGUCUUUUGAGGAUCUUCAGACAUGAGAAGGCAGAAGCCCCACUACUCAGGACACUUAAUGACAGAGAGAUUAACAUGGAGGAUGAAGCAACAACAUUGUUCAGAGCGACCACACUAGCCAGCACACUGAUGGAGCAGUACAUGAAAGCUACAGCUACACCCUUUGUUCACCACGCUCUUAAAGAUACUAUCCUCAAGAUCAUGGAAAGCAAACAGUCCUGCGAGUUGAAUCCGUCCAAACUGGAAAAGAAUGAUGAUGUAAACCUUAACUUGACUCAUCUCCUCAACAUUUUGUCUGAACUGGUGGAAAAAAUCUUCAUGGCUGCUGAGAUCCUUCCACCGACACUGAGGUUCAUCUACGGCUGUCUGCAGAAGUCUGUGCAGCAGAAAUGGCCCACCAACACCACCAUGAGGACCAGAGUAGUAAGUGGGUUUGUCUUUCUACGAUUGAUUUGUCCUGCUAUUCUCAAUCCCAGAAUGUUCAACAUCAUUGCAGACCCUCCAUCGUCAACGGCAGGCAGGACCCUCACUUUGGUGGCCAAGUCUGUCCAGAAUUUAGCCAACCUGGUGGAGUUUGGUGCCAAGGAGCCGUACAUGGAGGGAGUGAAUCCUUUCAUCAAAAACAACAAGCAUAGGAUGAUCAUGUUUCUGGAUGAGUUAGGGAAUGUCCCCGACCUCCCUGAAGCCACAGAGCACUUUAGGACAGACCUGUCCCGGGACUUGGCUGCACUGCACGAGGUCUGUGCCACACACUCAGAUGAACUCCGGACACGGAGCAAUGAGAGGGGAGCGCAGCAGCAUGUGUUGAAAAAGCUGCUGGCCAUCACAGAGCUCCUCCAGCAGAAACAGGCUCAGUAUGCCAUGUCCAACAGCAACAGGACAGAGUGCACCAUCAUGUCACUGGCUGCUGCCAUCCAGGUCAUGUGACCUACAGAUUUGGAAAUGGUGUAGCGUGCGCAGCCAGCCAGUCAACGCGAGACCUCACCCUGGUGUGAGAUGCACAACCCAAGCCUAAAGUCAGUUUGUGGUUUUUAAGCAUGUGGCCUAGAUUCCUGGCUGUUCAAAUGCAAAUGCCUGACAUGCUGCAAAGUCCUUCCAAAGCCUGUCACCAAAAGUGUGCUCCUUCCUGAACACUUUCACCACACUUCUCACACAGAUGGCAUCUGAGGUACAGUGUGAUGACAAAAACAAAAAACCCAACACCAGAUGCUUUUUUAUGGGGACCUUGAGAUUUUGUGCAGCCCUUCUCAAUUCAACAUCGAAGCCUUGGCCAUGAGAUGGGAGGCCGUCCAAAGCACUGAAGUAGCGUUACCUGCCGCCAUCAGGGAAUUUUCAUGUAGCACCUCUCUCCAAGAUGACACGAGCCUUAACUUCCUUUAAUUACACACCAUCCUCUAAUGGACUUGAUUUUUACAACAAGCUCUUCCUUCACACCAUUAACAUCCAACAUCUUUGUGUAUUAAUGACCGUGCGGUACUGCAAACAAGUGUUACAAUUGUUUAAUAUGCUGCUUCAUUGAUAAUCUAUACUUGUGGACAACUUUAUGGUGUUUGUAGCCAUAGCUAAACAGAGAUGAAUGAUAGAUUGUAGGACAUAUGUGUAACCUUUGCAUGUGUUAACCCUGAAUGGAAUCUACUUUAGUGCUUGGGCCUACGUCCUGGGUAGGAUUACUGCUAACUCUGGGUUUUAAGUGCACGAUUUAGAGUAUGUUGAGAAACAAAGUGACAGUUUCUUAUAAAUAGAAUAUUUAAUAAAAUGCCACAUUUUUGAUUAAAGAAAAGCUUUGGCAUCAUGAAAAUUGAUAGAAUGUGUGACACACUGAAAUUUACAGCAAAUUGCUGCUUUUUUGAGACAAGUUAGUAUGGUUCUGUAUGGAAAAAUCUGUCUGUGACUAGUGGGCGAAGCCAAAGAUGCCUGUGACACCUCCAUUCGUUACUUUAACAUUUCCCAUAAUCCCCCUGGCUUCCCAGAAUGCACCGCUGCGCCAGCAGAGUUCUGGCAUCUCUCAGCGCAUGUAAAAAUGUCUAGCAAGGAUGUGGAUGGCACUGAUCUAGCGAGUUCACGGGCGACUGAUGAUGAUGGCACAUUCCUCCAAGUUGAGAGGGUUAUCGAGGAGUUGUAGCACCUGUGAUUGACUUCUGCUGUGCCCUGAUGUUGUCUAUACUUCACGAGGUUUGUUUACAUUGUGCCUUGAACUGGAACUCUGCUGAAACUGACCUCUCACUUGAGUAACGGACUGAGAUGGCACGGGAUUCAUAACUGCAAAACAGCGACUACAGACUUCUGUGGAUAAGAGAAACUGGGGAUACGAAACUUUUGUCUGUAGCAAAUUCAUAAUGGAGUUGCAAAGAGAAGGGUUUUCUUCAGUUGUGAAAUUUCAGCUCCUGUUUACCAGGUAGCACACAGGAAACUUGAGCCCUUUUCUAAAAUGUUCUCCACUCCACGAUGAAGCUGUUUUGUCUGAUACAGCAGACGCAGAACCUCCAAUCACAUCCAAAAAAAAAAAAAAACCUAUCUCCCUCUGUCUUGGUGGCUUCACUCACUACUGCUGGUUCUACAACAGACAAUCCUACAGUACUAUACACUUUGUAUUUCUUAAUUAUUGAUAGAAAAGUCAAAGACAUUACAUGACUUAGAAAUAUUCAUGUAUCCAUCCCCUGACUCAAAGAAAACUGGCUGUAAAAGUGAUGAUUUGCUGUAAAUGCAAAGUGUGCCAGUAACUGUCACAGUACAGUUUUUUCCCCUCCACAGUUAUGAAACAAAACGGUUUCAUUUGCAUUUAUUUCCAAGACAUUUUAAAUUGUGUACUUACACAUCAGAGGUGCCAGUAAGUCCUAUGAGGGCAGUACAAAACUUCCCGUGAACACGGGGAUGUGAACAAAAGCUUUGAUGCCUCUGUUCUCUGGCUAUCACUCAUUUCCACACAAAGGACUGUCUAACACACAUUUAUCAAAAUCUGAGUCAUAGGCCGGCCUCGUGUGCCAAACAACUGCAAAGUCCAAAUCUGUGCCUGUCUUAGCUCAAGAGUUUAUCAAACUGUUUACUGUAGCUGCACUUAAGAAGAUGUGGACCUCACCAUGUGUGAACAGCAAAACUGUCAAAUGAAAGUCUCCUCUUCAACGAUACCAGUAACUGCUGUGCUACAUGUUAGGGAUGACGUAGACUGGAAUGUGGCAUGCUAUUCUUCCUUUCUGUAUUUCAGCUGACAAUAUUCCUUUUUAUUUUUCUACCUGAUACUGAACCUUUUGCAUCUUCGAUAUGGCGACCUGGCUAAAAUAAAAGUGUUCAUACUGAAAA